AUGACAGAAAAGAAAUAAGAAUUCAAUCCAUUAUUAGUUGCAUUUUAUUCAGGUCUUGCGUCUAUGGUUGGUGAUAUGGUUAUGUUUCCUUUUGAUACCAUAGGAACAAGAAUCAAAGCACAUAAAUCAGAGUUCUUAGGAAUGAAAUAAGGAUAUGAUCUAAUUGUUAAGAAUGAAGGAUUUAAAUAUUUAUUCAAAGGGUUUUCUACAACAGUAAUGGGUAUUAAUUAAUGUUUAUAAUUAGGUUCAUUUAUUCCUUAUGGUUCAUAUUUUUUAGCCUAUGAAUAUAUGAAUUAUUAUGCUGUCAAAUUAACAAAAGGUUUAGAGAAGGAUGGUGAAAAAAGUAAACUUAACUUAUUGAUUCCACUCAUUACCUCUCCAUUAGCUGAAGCUUUAUCUGUUAUUAGUAUAUAUAUCUAUUAUUACGCAAGCCUAUAUUCCUUUUGAUACUUUAAGAACCAGAAUGUAGAUGAAUGUUCCUGAAUAUAAUUAUAAAGGAAUAUUUUCAGGAUUAAUGGAAAUUUCUAGAAAAGAAGGUUGGAUCCGUUUAUUUCAAGCAUCUUACUUAUAUAUGGCCUCCGUUGUUGUCUAUACAACAUUCUAAAUGUGGUUCUAUGAAUUGCUGAGAUAUGAAAUAUUAAGAUAAAGGACUGAUCUCACUAUACAUAAUCAAUCUUUAGCCCUUCAUCAAUCUAUAAUUGCUACAAUGGUUUCAACUGCCUUAGCUGCUGCCAUUGUCAAUCCUGUUGAUUUUAUUAUUACUAGAUAUUAACUUGUAGAUAGCAGUUAAUAAUAAUUAUCUGUUAAAAGUUUAGUUUUAGAAGCUUGGCAUUAAGAGGGAAAAAAAGCAUUUCUUAAAGGAUUAGGAACUAGAGUCUUUUAAUGUAGCUUAUUUUCUAUCUUUUAUUUCCCUGUUUAUGAUCACUUCAAAUCAAAGUAUGGAAUUACAUUAGCAGAUUGAUUUAUGGAAUUAAAAAUGUGAC
Paramecium sonneborni is the source of this 983-nucleotide messenger RNA. The record is from the annotation of a GenBank genome assembly. NCBI's taxonomy places the organism in Eukaryota, Ciliophora, Oligohymenophorea, Peniculida, Parameciidae.